Molecule: messenger RNA, 388 nt
Organism: Pangasianodon hypophthalmus (striped catfish)
Lineage: Eukaryota; Metazoa; Chordata; Actinopteri; Siluriformes; Pangasiidae
Product: estrogen-related receptor gamma-like
Exons: 2
Coding region: 1-357 (118 amino acids)
Source: RefSeq, a predicted model, not a curated record
AUGGAACAGCAGUGCAGUUUCUCCAGUCUCUCUCUGCCAGACCAGAUGCGUCUCCUGCAGAGUGCAUGGAUGGAGAUCCUGAUCCUGCGUGUGGUCUUCCGUUCGCUGGAUGCUCAGGACAGCCUGGUGUUCGCCGAGGACUAUGUGAUGGACGCCGAGCAGGCGAGGCGAACCGGUUUGCUCGAGCUCCACGCGGCCAUACUGCAGCUCGUCAGGAAGUACAGAGCCAUGGGCCUCGAGAGGGAGGAGUUCGUCACACUCAAGGCCAUUGCGCUCGCCAACUCAGGUACAAAUACACACAUCAUCAUGUGGUCAAUUUAUCAAAUCAUGCAGAUGCAGGUCAAGAGCUUCAGUUAAUGUUCACAUCCAACAUCAGAAUGGGGAAAGU